AUGCCUCAUCGAAUAGACUCUACCUAUCACUAUAUCCAGGUCACGCCGUUGGCCCCAACUUUUGCAGCGGAAGUGGAAGGAGUCGAUUUCUCGAAUCCGGUACCAUCGGAUGUCUUCCAGGAAGUUCACAAUGCCAUCACUCAGUACGGCGUACUUGUUUUUCGACAAGCAGGUCUGGAUGACGCCAGACACGUAGCCUUCUCCCGACUUUUCGGCGAGCUCGACGAUGUCAAGCCAUACGUGGCGAUGGGCCGCAAGAAUCGCUUCGAUUUUGAUGAGCUGUUCGAUGUCAGCAACCAAGAAGACGAUGGUUCCUUGGUGGCCAUUGGUAGCAAGCGUCAUCAUAUGGGCCUUGGAAACUCGAUCUUUCAUGUUGAUUCUUCCUUCAAUGCUCGUAGAGCUGGCUACUCUCUACUACGAGCGCACGAACUACCUCCACCAGGUCAUGGGGGCAACACUGACUACGCUGAUACUCGGACAGCAUGUGCAGAUCUACCACCUCACCUUCGUAAAGACCUUGAGGAAAACGAAUAUAUUGGUGCACAUAGCUUGAUGCACUCGCGGAAGAAAGCUGCGCCAGCAGACUCGCCGUGGCUGCGUGAGGUCGAUCCGAACAGCCUCCCUUUUGGUAGGCACAGCAUUCUGCAAGUGCACGAGGCGUCAGGACGUCAAAACCUGUAUAUUGCGAACCAUCUGCAUCAUCUGGAGUAUCGUGUUCCAAGAUCACCUAAUUUCGUCCCGUCCCAAGAGCAACCCUUUGAACGAGUGCCAGAACCACAUUCAAGGGAACUAAUCGAAGCACUCUUGGAGCAUGCGACGCAGGCUAAAUAUCUGAUAUCCAUUCAGUGGCACAGUCCAGGUGAUUUAAUAGCUUGGGACAAUACCUGUGUCAUGCACCGAGCUGGAGAAGGGACGUUCAUGGGUAAGCACAAGAGAGAUAUGCGGAGAACGACCGUGCAUGAUAGCAGCAGUACAUGCUUCGGUUUGAAUGAGCGGACCACGAAAAGACAAGGCCUGCCAUGA
Lithohypha guttulata is the source of this 1023-nucleotide messenger RNA. RefSeq lists its product as uncharacterized. Bases 1 to 1023 code for a protein of 340 amino acids. NCBI's taxonomy places the organism in Eukaryota, Fungi, Ascomycota, Eurotiomycetes, Chaetothyriales, Trichomeriaceae. Gene Ontology annotation, molecular function: oxidoreductase activity. The record is from RefSeq and is a predicted model, not a curated record. The transcript has 3 exons.